CAUUUUUUUUCCAUCCUCUAAAGGAACAGCUGACCCGCCAGUGGUGGGCCACCACUGUGUUUUCAACACGUUUCAAAACGAGCAUUCCAUUAAAUUGUUAAUUUAUUUGAUUCUGUAAGUAGUAUAGUUGCAGUACGUUUCUGGUAAAGUGAAAAUGGGCAGCGACAUGGACUUUUUAUACAAACCGAUGGUUUUAGUAACCGGUUUCGGACCGUUCGCGAAUCAUCCCGUGAACGCAAGUUGGGAAGCCGUGAAACUUAUAAACAAGGAUGAAUUAGAGAAAAGACUUAACAUUGACCUUGUGUUACUGGAAAUUCCUGUUACCUACGAGAAUGUGGAUGAGUUUGUGCCGGCGCUGUGGGAGACAUAUACGCCAAAGCUCAUGAUCCAUGUAGGGGUUUGCAGCUUUGCCAAUGAACUGACUCUUGAAUUGCAAGCACACCGCAAAGGCUACCAACGGAUGGAUUACUUUGACAAAUGUCCCCCCAACCAUGUCUGCACUGCGGAAGGAGCCAUACGGAUACAAACAAAAUUGGAUGUGGAACGGAUAUGCCAGCAGUUCAAUAAUGGGAAUCAAAUGAAAAAUACUAUUGCUGUAACUUCGAAAAAUGCUGGAAGAUACCUCUGCGAAUACAUCUACUACACAUCUCUAAGCAUAGACAAGACUCGCACGCUAUUUGUUCACGUGCCAGAUACGCAAAUUUACAGCUCCGAACAGACAGCGAGAGGGCUGGAGCGCAUUUUGGAGCUCUGCCUCCAGCAAGUAAAUGAGAAUGAUACCACGAACUUGACUGAUGACAUGAAGAAAGCAUCGCUGAAUGAAAAGACGACUGACGCUUGCCCGUGUCAGCCUGCUACAAAUCAGUAAUAGUAAACAUUUGCAAUUAAGUAUCGAGUCACAAAUCGCGCCCAAUUUUAUAUGAACAGUUAUUUAUAUAUUGAUUUGUUCUAAACAUUAAUGGCAAAUUUUACUUUCAAGACCAUAAGUCAUUGUUCAAGACACUUCAUUGUGCAGUCUGUAUAAUAAUGAAUUAUUAUAAAUAUUGUAUUACUGACAUUUAUACAUUGUGUAAAAAGUAUUACUAAUUAUAUUAGAUUGUAUAAGGUUAAUAUGUGGUGAUGACAUAAUAUAAGCGUAAAAUGUUUUAUUUAUAUUCCAGUAUUAAAGGUUGAU
Molecule: messenger RNA, 1174 nt
Organism: Hyposmocoma kahamanoa
Lineage: Eukaryota; Metazoa; Arthropoda; Insecta; Lepidoptera; Cosmopterigidae
Product: pyroglutamyl-peptidase 1
Exons: 3
Coding region: 155-868 (237 amino acids)
Biological process (GO): proteolysis
Cellular component (GO): cytosol
Molecular function (GO): pyroglutamyl-peptidase activity
Source: RefSeq, a predicted model, not a curated record